AAAGCGGAAGCGGAAACAACUAUUUGGCACAGUGUUUGCAAAUCUUCUGGUGUGAGCAUCAACGUCAAUUAAUUAACUUAUUUACUCCCUAAAAUGGCUCUUGAAUCAAGAAUCACACAAGAAGAGAUUCGAAAAAUCCCCGAAAAGCCUAUCGACCGAGAAAAGACUUGUCCUCUUCUGCUGCGGGUAUUUACGACCAACGGUGGCAGGCAUCACAGAGGGGACGAAUUCGCACGAGGACAAGUUCCUUCAAGUGAGCUGCAAAUCUACACAUGGAUGGAUGCCUCGCUAAAGGAGCUGACCAGCCUAGUGAAGGAGGUGUACCCUGAAGCUCGGAAGAAAGGAACACACUUUGGUUUCGCCAUCGUUUAUCCUGAGCCCAAAAGAAAUGGCUACAGAGUGAAAGACAUCGGCAACACUGUGUCAGGCAGGAAGGGGGAAAAUGACUCCAUGACGCUACAGUCGCAGCGCUUCCAGAUAGGAGACUACCUGGACAUAGCCAUCACACCACCCAAUAGAGCCCCCCCACUUAACCCACGCAUGGGCAUGGGGAGGCCCUUCUGAACGCAUCCACACCUGAACAUAACCAUCAUAUCACAAAACCCAAAGCCACCUCUAAACAUACAUAAAGCCUUUCUGAUCACACUGACUGACUCUUACCAUCUCUCAGGAGACUACCGUGACUUUCAAUAGGGCCAUCCUUCAGAUUUCACUGUCCCCCACAUACAUGCUUUUUUUGGGGCCUUUUUAUCUUCUGAUAGAUUAUAUUUAUCAGACAUGCAUGUUAAUUUUUUACCCUCUUGUCUCCCAUCUUGGAUAAUGUGAAAUAAAGUUGCCGUCUUUCGUCUUAAAACAAUUUCUGUCAUUCCUUUUUAUAACAAUACCAGCAGAUAGUGUUUGUGUAAUGCCUUGUCUGGUGUAGUUGGGGUUGUUGCAGUGUCAUGAUGGUUCCUAUAGGGGGCAGCAUUAAUACACAUACUGUUAACCCAGUCUAGACCCCUUCCCACUAGAACAGAGGAAGCCAUCUGGGGCCUUGUUUCCUUUCAUCCCAGCUCAUCUGUUUCCAAAGGCUUCUCUUGGAAUGUUUCUUUUUUUUUCAUCCGUAAUAUACUUUCUUUUUUUUGUUGUCCCCCCCCUCCUUGUGAAGAGUGAUGUAAUAAAGCUGUUGGCAUGGUGA
Messenger RNA from Oncorhynchus nerka (sockeye salmon), 1177 nucleotides. Its product is annotated as histone deacetylase complex subunit SAP18-like. Lineage: Eukaryota; Metazoa; Chordata; Actinopteri; Salmoniformes; Salmonidae. Bases 94 to 564 code for a protein of 156 amino acids. Gene Ontology annotation, cellular component: nucleus. Gene Ontology annotation, biological process: negative regulation of DNA-templated transcription. Gene Ontology annotation, molecular function: transcription factor binding; transcription corepressor activity. The record is from RefSeq and is a predicted model, not a curated record. The transcript is spliced from 4 exons.